Messenger RNA from Rhodamnia argentea, 1344 nucleotides. Its product is annotated as phosphatidylinositol-glycan biosynthesis class X protein. NCBI's taxonomy places the organism in Eukaryota, Viridiplantae, Streptophyta, Magnoliopsida, Myrtales, Myrtaceae. The record is from RefSeq and is a predicted model, not a curated record. The transcript has 4 exons. Gene Ontology annotation, biological process: GPI anchor biosynthetic process. Gene Ontology annotation, cellular component: endoplasmic reticulum membrane. Bases 265 to 1269 code for a protein of 334 amino acids.
GUUUAAGCCCUUUGGGCCUGAGAUCAAAGACCUGAGCCGAUACGCAUCACCGUUCCAGGACAAAAGAAUCACCGAGAGAGGUGAGUGCAGCUGGAUCAAUCUCGGUCGGUCCGUACUUGCUGUUCAUCCUGCAGUUCGUCUUCGCUUUUCGCUCUUCGGUGAAACUGAUCCAACAGUUCGCCAGGCGGUAUCGAUUCGCUGUUCCUUGUCGCGGCGGAAUUCACUCUUACGUUCAUCGGCUCCGCUGCGAUUCCCGAGACCAGGAUGAAUCUAAAGUUGGAGCGAAAGGGGCUUCUCCGCAGCAACUCCAUGGAAGAUCGUCGGCGAGGUCGUCCCGGGAUCUUUCUGGCACUCGGAAUCCUGAUGAUAGUGUCUUCUCGCGUCGGCUUUUCAGCGUCCGAUUCAUCGUCGACGAGCGAGGUGGAAAUGCUUAACCCAGAUGGUUCCGCGGCUUACGAUGCAUUUACAGUUCCUUGCCACGAGAAAUGGGUUGCGAAAUCUUACUUUGACAAGUAUAGAAGUUUAGACGAUGCCACUUUCGAACAUUAUAGAGAUGUCGAGCUUACUCCUUGCUCGUCUGAAAUGCUGCCCCAUGAUCCACGUAAUGCGUUCAAACUGUCUGGUUUGGAUCACUCUCUGACUGGUGAAGGCUCUCAUCGGAGUCUCUUCGCGGGGAUUAGGAUUAGCAUUGAUGAGGAGUUUGCAGCCAAGUCACUUUUUCACUCCUGUGAGGUCAUGCUCGUCGAAAGACUUCCCUCCGGAGUGUUUGCUGACCCAUUUGAGCUGCAACACAUUCAGGACCGUGGAGUAUAUGGUGAAGUUGCUGUCUUCGGAGAUACGAAUUUGGAGUUGCCUUCAUUUCUUUCAAAUCGUACCCUUGUUGAGGUUCACAUGUUUUUUAGCCCCGACGGCCUGUUGGAGCAGAAGCAUGGCCUUGAAAUCAAAGUAGAAGUUCCAUUACAUGCAUGCUAUCAGCCCCUAGAUGGAAGUGGCUAUUCAGCGGUUCAAUUUGGAGAACCAGACGUUUUUGCACGUUGCCGCAUGGAGAAAAGGUCAAGCAAUCAAUCCCAUUUGUUCGUUUUGACUAGUAAUGGUGCUAUAUCUUAUAAGAAUCCUACAGUUUGGAAAAUACCAUCAGGCGUAGAAACACAUGCUGGAUUUGUAUCAAUUGUUACCUUUCUGUCGGCCUCAUUAUCUGCCCUUGUGAUAAUUGUGGCAUCUGUGUUUCAUUCAAACAUCAAACUGCACGAGAAUGUGAAAAUAUCUUAGUUUGUCAGGAGCAACACCCUAUACGAGCAUUUACAGAGAGGCUAUUAAUCUCUGUGAGGAUGUGAGUUUAGAGUU